UCUGGUUCAGCAUCUUUAUCUCCAGUGAACCAAACGUGACCCUGAACCUCAACUUGAAGCUGAGGUGCUGUUGGAUCCAGGUGACUCCUCCCACCUGUACAGGUGACUCCUCCCACCUGUACAGGGAAAUACCGUCAGCUGAACAGAAGCUUUUUUUGUGGUGACAACACAAGUGUGCUGCAUCAGGCUCCUCCCACUGGUGACAUCACAGCUGUGUGGCUAUAAAGAGCGAUGAGUGGCAGAGGGAGCUGCGCGUCAUGUGGUGUCGAGGUUUCCUGCAGCAGACGGUCAGACGUGUUUCCAGCAGGCAGGCGGGCGUCAUCUUCGAUGUGGAUGGCGUCCUGGUGCGUGGGUCCGCCGUGAUCCCAGCUGCUCGGCGAGCUUUCAGGAAGCUCCUGGACAGUAACAACAACUUCCUAUUUCCCACGGUCUUCGUCACCAAUGCAGGAAGCUGCCAGAGACGCCACAAAGCCCAGCAGCUGUCUCACCUGCUGGACGUCCAGGUAGGAGGCUGCAGAACUUCCUGUUUUGAUUCCAGCUGUGUCCUUGUGUCUGGACAGGGGCCGGUGACGCACAUCGCCAACACUUUGGGUUUUCAGAGGGUGAUGACCAUGGAGCAGCUCUCAGAACACCACCCCCUGCUGGACAUGGUGGACCACAGCAGGAAUCCCACACUUCCUUCAUCUCCACCACAGAGUCUCCCCCAGAUACAAGCGAUCAUCCUGUUUGGGGAGCCAGUCAGAUGGGAGACCAAUUUGCAGCUGCUGAUUGACGUGCUUCUGACCAAUGGCAGGCCAGAGCGUGGGUAUGACACCCAGCUCUCAGCACAGCUGCCAGUCUUAGCCUGCAACACGGACUUGCUGUGGAUGGCUGAGGCCCCAUCACCACGGUUUGGCCAUGGGAUGUUCUUACUGUGUCUGGAGUCAGUCUACAGGAAGCUGACGGGCCGGGAGCUGGAGUACAAGGCACUGCUGGGAAAACCCAGUCUGGUCACCUACCAGUAUGCUGAGCAGGUGUUACGACAGCAGAACUGCAACCGCAGGCUGAACACCAUCUAUGCCGUGGGUGACAACCUAAUGACGGACAUCUAUGGUGCUAACUUGUACAACCGUUACCUGGCUCAGCGGCAUGCUGCUGUGACAACCACCACCAGGCUGGUUGCCCGGGGAAUGGGAAGUGAGGUGAUGGCAGAGGAGGAGCCGAUGUCUGCAAUUCAGUGCCACUCUAUCCUGGUGUGCACAGGUGUCUACAAUCCCCGUUUCCCACUGCCUAGUGACCAGAAUAGCAGCAUCAUGGAGACGGUGUUUCACGGUCACAGAGACCUGGUACCGGAGCCUGACCUGAUGGAGCCGAGUCACAUGGUGGAGGACGUGGAGGCUGCUGUGGACCUGCUGCUGCAGCAGGAGGGCUCUGACCUCUGACCUUCACAACGGGAAACCUGCACCUGGUUCUCAUCAACAUACUCCUCUGCCUUUAAUCAGAGCUGGUGCUAAAUUAAUUGCCUGGAGGGACACACUCUCCUACUCUGAUUGGUUGUUUUGUUGGAAAAGGUCCUGCAGCAGCUGAUCAUCAGUGUGUUGAAUAAAGUUUAGAAAUCUUU
Messenger RNA from Neolamprologus brichardi, 1600 nucleotides. Lineage: Eukaryota; Metazoa; Chordata; Actinopteri; Cichliformes; Cichlidae. The record is from RefSeq and is a predicted model, not a curated record.